GUGUGUGUAUGCAGCAGGACAGAGCUUUCACCUCUGCAAGCAAAUAAGGUGAGCUUUUCUAUUCAGUACUGGAAAUCUCCUCCCAUGUCUUUGUGUCUAAAUAGGAUUUACUAGCACCUGUAGUCUGGAGACGAAAAGCAGGAGCUGGGCAUCUCUUGUCCUCAUUUUUCUUUUUUUUUCUUUUCGUCUGGGUGAAUUCGAGCUUGGGAGCGUGCUUGAUUUUUGUAUUUUUUUUUUCUCUCCGCAUGCUCUUCUCUUUGUGCGUGCUACGGUAAAUCCAGGAAGUCUGUGUUUUUGGACUACUAUUGGAUUUUCUUUGCAUUGCCAGAUCAGCACUUAGUGUUCCACACACACACACACACACACAUGGCCCACCUCAGGCUUAAGGGGUGGAGAUUCCAGCAGUCAGUCAGGCUGAGGAAAGCGAAGCAGGUUUAUCUUCCUGUCGUGCUAUCUGCAGAGAGAGAGAGGGAGGGAGGGAGGAAGGAGUGACAACACAUUCCCAGCCUACAAGGAACUUGCUCAAGCAGGAGAGCAUUCAUUCUGCCAGGAUCCACUCGUCCACUCUCACACAUACACUCUCUCUUCUCUCAGACACACUCACACACACACACACACACACACACUGUCUUUGUUGCUCGUAUCCGUCUCUCUCGCUGUGUUGUGGGCCGUGUGUUUGGAGCUGCGGCGGUCCAGCAGGAUGCACCUGCCGCUGGACUGGCACCGCCGGCUGACGCUGAGCACCAUGCUGCCCUACUUCGUGGAGAACGCUGUGCUCACGCAGCACGAGAUCUACCGCAUUCUAAGCGAGAGCUUCUUGAUGGUGAAGGGAGCUGCGUUGUUCCUGCAGCAGGGCAGCAGUGCACAGGGUCCGAGGACUCAGUCCCACCACAAACAUGCAGGAGAUUUACCUCAGCACCUACAGGUUAUGAUCAACAUCCUUCGCUCUGAGGACCGAAUCAAACUGGCGGUGCGGUUGGAAAGCGCUUGGUCAGAACGGGUGAGGUACAUGGUGGUGGUUUACACAAGCGGCAGACAGGACACGGAGGAAAACAUUCUGCUGGGGAUGGACUUCAGUGAUAAAGACAGUUGCUCCAUAGGGAUGGUUCUGCCUCUUUGGAGUGACACAAAGAUCCAUCUAGAUGGAGACGGGGGUUUCAGCGUGACGACGGCAGGACGCACUCGCAUCUUUAAACCUGUGUCAGUUCAGGCCAUGUGGUCGGCUUUGCAGGUGCUGCACAAAGCGUGCGAGGUGUCACGGCGCUAUAACUACUUCCCUGGCGGAAUCGCGCUCAUCUGGACGGGCUACUAUGAGAGCUGCAUCUCCUCUGAGCAGAGCUGCAUCAAUGAAUGGAACGCCAUGCAGGACCUGGAGACGUUGCGGCCCGACUCCCCUGCUAUGUUCGGAGACAAGCCGACUGAGAGAGAGCGAACCGAAUGCCUUAUCAAAACCAAACUCAGGAGCAUCAUGAUGCUGCAGGACCUGGAGAAUGUGACAUCUAAGGAGAUCCGAACUGAGCUCGAGCAGCACAUGAACUGCAACCUGAAGGAGUACAAAGAGUUUAUUGACAACGAGAUACUGCUGAUCCUGGGUCAGAUGGAUAAAGCCACACUCAUAUUUGAUCACCUCUACCUGGGAUCUGAAUGGAACGCUUCUAAUCUAGAGGAGCUACAGGAGACUGGGGUGGGCUACAUUCUAAAUGUCACCCGGGAGAUCGACAACUUUUUCCCGGGGACUUUUUGUUACCACAAUGUGCGUGUGUACGACGAAGAGACCACGGACCUGCUGGCUCACUGGAACGACACGUACAACUUCAUCGUUAGGGCUAAGAAGAAUCAAUCCAAAUGUCUGGUCCACUGUAAGAUGGGUGUCAGCCGCUCAGCCUCCACAGUCAUAGCCUACGCUAUGAAAGAGUACGGCUGGACCUUGGAUAAGGCCUACAACUUUGUCAAACAGAAACGCAGCAUCACCCGGCCCAACGAUAGCUUCAUGAGGCAGUUGGCCGAAUACGAGGGCAUUCUAGAUGCAAGCAAGCAACGUCACAAUAGGCUCUGGCAUCCAGACUCUGAGUGUGAUCACCCGGAUUGUCAGCGUCCCACAGCACCCUGCUGCACUGACCCCUUAUCCCCAGGGGCCGGUCCUUCCUGCUGCGAGGCUGCUGCUCAAUCUUCACCCCUUGCUUUGGAACUUGACCCUUCCAACCCCCAAAAUUUCAACUACUACUUCCGACGUCUGUCAGACUCUGCGUUGGACAGCGAGCCGUCGACGCCAGUGCGUAUGCCGCCACCUCUGCUGGACGUGGAUCGCGUCUACAUUGAGAUCGAGGAUGUAGAGCGUGAUGCCCUGCUGGACGAUGAGGCGUUUGAAACCCCCCGUUUUGCUGCACCUGCUGGAGAGGGCACUGCAGCACAGACGUGCACCCGUGGUGCUGAACCUCUGGAGGAGCUGCGGUUGCGCCUUGAAUUCAGCACUGUUGAAGAGGAAGAUGAGGAGGAGGCAAAGAAAGAACAAGAGGAGAUGCAGGCACUGGCUGAGGGGGGUAGAAGAGAGAGAGAAGGAGUAGGGGAGGAGAGUGGCAUUGAUCUGGGUAAAUUGAAUCACCUGUGCAACGAGAACUCCAACAACAACAACCACCUUCGAACACAAAACAGUCUAGCUGAGAGUACCCUUAAAAAACAGACAUCUAAAUCCAGACCAGUAUUCAGUUCCUCCUUAACACCAAGUACUGUCUUUGAUGUUGGUGGAUCUGUAUUUGGCCCCUUAACACUCUGUGGUGUGCCUAGCAUCUCUGUCGAUGUGCCAACUUGCACCAAUGUUGCCAUCAUGGCCAUCACACCCACACGACUGUGGCCCUGUGGCCCAAACUGCAAGUGUCCCAAGUGCAGCAAGACAGCUACAGAUUUGUGCCUAGCCUCAGUUUCCCAACCCUCGGAUCAUAAGGACAAGUCUAGAAGCCAGCCACAGAAACCAGAUCAUCAAAAAACAAAAAAGGAUACAGCACUGGGGCUAGUGUUGAAAGAAAAUGAUGGUGCAGCAGGCAAGGACAAGGUAGAAGAAAGGUUACCAGGCCUACCUAGAGACGGGAACUCUCAGCAAAAGCAGGAGGCACUAGACCAGCUACAAAGGUCUGGCCUGGUCCGGCGCCGAGCUGAGAGGCUGGAGAAACUUUCAGGCAUGUUCCAGGAACGGUUCCGCGAACACGUUGCUGCACAACACUCUGCCGAGACACCAGAGCGUUCUUCAGCGGCUAUAGACCCUUUGUCUGGAAUAUCAGACUUUUGGACAUCAGUACCACCUGCAGUUGAAGACACGGGAGCACUGACGCUAGUCUCAUCCCCGCACGGCUCCACGCUGACACGUAGCUCAAGCAGCGACAGCAUCCGCAGCAUUCGUGGAAAGCCUGGUCUGGUGCGCCAGCGAGCACAGGAAAUUGAAGCAAGGAUGCGUCUGGCCGGGCUUACAGUACCUUCCCGUCUAAAGCGCUCCAACUCGUUAGCCAAGCUCGGAAGCCUCACCUUCUCCACAGAGGACCUGUGCUCCUCAGCAUGCUCUUCUGAUGCUGGCACUCUUCUUCUUCUCACACUUUCCCCAGAGCCAGAGGGCACCAUCAGUCCAGAAUGGGAUCAUGACAAUCUCUGCUCUGCCACUACAGCCAUGGAGCUCUUCCGUCCAGGAGCAGCAGGAAUACCUGAGCCCAGAAGCUGACAGUAAGGAAGGGGGAUUUGUGCAAGGUUAUGUUGUACUUGGACAAAGACACCCUUCCUGAAAUCCUCCCUCUCUUGAACAGGAGGAUUGGCCAUUCGCAAAUCAGUACCCAGGUUGGAUGUUAGGGUUUGCAGUCAAAAAAAGAUCUCUUUAAUGGGUGGAUCAGGAAUGGAUUUGCUAAAGUGUCUAUGACCUGUGUGCAAGGACUGUGCUUGAUCCAUAAUAAAUGUAGAGUUCGGGGGAAAAACAGGGUUUGCAUCACAAAAAACUGCUGUCCCAAAAGCAUUGACCACUGGUAGUCCAAAAAACGGCAUCAACAGGGAGCAUCGCGGUGAGGUUCUGAACAGUUGCACGGAAGGACUAUGCAGUAGACAAAUGAACAAAUCGAGUUUGAACAGACCUUUUGAAUGCUGUGAAUAUAAAAAAAAUGCUCCUCAAGGAAACAGGAUAUCCAAAUAUCUUGAGAUGGCUCAAGUGGUUUUAAGCUUUUGUUGCAUGGAAUUCACGCUGAAGAUGUGUCAUAAGAACUACUUGUACGCCGAGUGCUCUUUAGCCAAGCAUCCAAGGGAACCAUUGCUUUGGUUCUCCUUCCUGCUAAGCAGCCAUAUUUCACAAGAAAUUGCUACCUUGUUUGUUUGUCUACAAGUCUGGUCUGGUGUGAAUCCCAUCUUACUUGUCCAUUUAAAUGACACUUAUGGAUUCUUCUGAACAGCCUAAGGAAAGGAAAUUUCCAACUCCCUGCUAGUUACUUGGUGUGUGCUGAGAAGUUCAAGGGACGAACACAAUUCUGUUUCAAUCUUCCUCUGCUGUUCACUCUGCUAUGUAUAUCAACAAAUUUUGCUGGAGAUACUUAGCUGUAUUUUGCUUUGGUCUGAAUUUCACGGUUCAUUUUUGUUAACUCUGGGCACAUGAUGGUAGUUAGGACCUCUUUGAAAUAUGACCUUGAAAACACUAAGAUGUGUUUUGGUCCAGACCCUCCUUUUUCUUGAUUGCUUUAAUAUGGAAUUUAUCGCUGUAGCACCUUAGGGAUCUGUCCAAAAAAAUUUUAUUUAGUAAAAGCGAUGUAUCUGGGGGCUACGUAAUUCACUUCCCCAGUAGUCAUUUACCCCAGCUUUUGGUUGGAUGAUAAGAUUCGAAUCCUGGUUGUUUUAUACCACAAGAGCUAUAAUUUCCAGCGGUAUAGAACUCUACAAGGGCAGCUCUUGUCAACCCUUAACUUGGCACACACUCUGUGUGUUCUACAGGUGUACUGGGUUAUAGCACAAAAAAACAUUUUAAUAAUUCCUUAAAAAUUCAUAAAGAAGCAUAUGACGAACCAGCAAUGCCAUAUCAGUGGAUGCAAAACAUCCUAGAAACCCAGCACGAGGGCGUGUUUGGAACAUCGGGGCGCCAGAUGAGAUUCCUGAGUACUCUGCGUUCAUGCUAGCUAGCGAAAAAAAAACAGCAGCAGGCAUCUGUUUCAUUUUGCCACACAGGGUGUACGGUUGUCACCAAUUCCAGCAAUAAGAGCCAGGGGAUAUAGGUGGCAUUUGAAUUAAGUUUUCAAUUCAGUACAAUUUUUGCAAUGCUAAUUUCUUCUCACCAUGGGUUGCCAAUUUACGCCCUUUCCAUACUUCAGUUCCUGUUUUCAUUUACUUCUAAAUUGUUUGCCAAAAGAGUCUCCUCUUGGUGCAGUAUUUCUAUGAGUACUACAUUUUACUACCAAUUUCCAAGAAAUUUCUUGUCUUCCUGUAACACAAGUUUCCCAAAGUCAUCUUUUCAGUCUUCUUAUGUCAGCAACUUGCUUUUUUAAAAUUUAUUUAUUUAUAGUUGUAUUUAACUAAAUUAAAGUUAAUGCAAAAAAAAAGCUCCAUUCAACCUACGACAAAUUCUUUUCUUGACAGCUGUAUAACCAUAUCGAUUAUUUAUCGAUUUUUGUUGACUAGCAGCUGUAGGUUGUGGUGUAUAAUAUAAUGUAAGCUCCAGCGAAACAGCUUUUACUAUGGAAACUUAUCAGAACAGUCGAAUAAAUAUAAAGCUGUGAUUUGCCUUGAGACAGGCUGCACUUGCAUAAUAUCAGUCUACACCAUCCGAUCAUCGGAAUUUCAACAUACAACAAUGGCCAAUAUUGCAUACACGAGCAAAGCCAGCUGCUAGCAUUAACCCAGAGUACAGAUCGAAAGAUUCUCUCCUCUGGAAGCUUCCUGAUGUGACCACGUUCUAGUGACGGAUCGCCUUCUAUAGAACGAACCGCAUCGAGAUCGAAACCUGAGGUCUGUUUUUUUCCUGCUGAACAAAUAUGAAUGGGAUUAUUAUUAUUUUUCUUUUUUUUUUCAGAAUAUGAUUACAUCUUGGUGUGUUUAUGAAAUAUGUUUCAGACCUGAAAAAACAAUCACAGAUACACAAACACAACCAUGUGUAUUUGUGUAUUGUGAGUGUGUGUGUGCCAUGUGUGUGUAUUAUUGCAUUCCAACAUGACAGAGUUUGGGAGUUCGAGAUCUUGUGACGUAUGUCAAUGUGAGCUGUCGAACAAUUUGUGAGAAAAAUGUGAACGAUCACAAGA
Molecule: messenger RNA, 6248 nt
Organism: Silurus meridionalis
Lineage: Eukaryota; Metazoa; Chordata; Actinopteri; Siluriformes; Siluridae
Gene: ssh1a
Product: slingshot protein phosphatase 1a
Exons: 14
Coding region: 701-3706 (1001 amino acids)
Biological process (GO): protein dephosphorylation; negative regulation of actin filament polymerization; actin cytoskeleton organization
Cellular component (GO): cytoplasm
Molecular function (GO): protein tyrosine/serine/threonine phosphatase activity; actin binding
Source: RefSeq, a predicted model, not a curated record